AUGCUAAGCUACAGUUCGUUGGCUUUUAUAACUCUGUUGAGUGUGGGUGCUGUCGCAGAUGCGGUAGCAUGCUGCGUUCCUCGCAGCGAUGACUUUGUGAGCCCCUCGCUGUCUGCGCCCGAGCACCAGCAGUGUCCCGCUAACGCGCCGCUGUCCUGCUCUUCAGGCACCACGGACAGCUGCUGCUACGAAGGCACCAAUGGCCUAUUUUUAUCUACUCAAUUCUGGGACUACAACCCGGCUACUGGUCCUGAUGAUGUGUGGACCCUCCACGGCCUGUGGAGCGACAAAUGCUCGGGAGGCUACAACCAGUUCUGCCACCCGUCGUGGGCGGUCAAGAACGUUACCAGCACGUUGCUUGAUCUGGGCUACAACAAGCUGCUUGAAACAAUGCAGACGAAUUGGAAGAAUAUGAAUGGAAACGACGAGUCUCUGUGGCAACAUGAGUUUGCCAAACAUGCUACCUGUAUGUCCACUGUAAACCCGGCUUGCUAUAGCUCUAGUGCGCCCAAAUACCAGUACGUUGGUGAUUUUUUCACCUCAGCCGUAGCGCUGUGGGCGCAGCUCCCUUCUUACAAGUUCCUCACCGACGCUGGCAUUACCCCGUCGACCACACAGACUUACACUGUUCAGCAGUUCCAGGAUGCUUUGAGUGCUCACGUAGACAACAGUGAGGUGUACCUUGGCUGUGAUAGAAACAACGCAAUCACUGAGAUCUGGUACUUUUUCCACUUGAAGGGCUCUGUGGCCGACGGCACGUUUAUUCCGACCGACUCUAUCACUAGUUCGUCCUGCACGGACGGGUUCAAAUGGCUGCCCAAAACCGGCAAUGGCGGUGGAGGAGGCGGCGACGAUGACGGCUCCACUACCAGCGGUAAUUUAAAACCUUCUGGACAGCCUGGCUGCCUGAUUUCCGACGGCUCCUGGUUUACCAGUGGUACCUGUGCUACGUUCAAAGUCACCGAGACCGUAGGCGGCGUCUCGGUGUCUUCCUCCAAAGGACCCUGUGGCGUUGACGGCCAAGGGAAGUUCCAGUGCGGCUCGUCUGUCUCGUCCAGCGAUUUCACUCUGGAUGAAAACAACAACCUCGUCUACGGCGGAUCGGACGCUUGGAGUGCCAACAGCCAGCCUUCGGGCCAAUCCCGCGCCGCCGUCUACUCCGGCUCGGGCUCAAUCAACUUCCAAAUCAAUUUCGCCUCCUGA
Wickerhamiella sorbophila is the source of this 1203-nucleotide messenger RNA. Its product is annotated as Ribonuclease T2-like. Bases 1 to 1203 code for a protein of 400 amino acids. Gene Ontology annotation, molecular function: RNA binding; ribonuclease T2 activity. Gene Ontology annotation, cellular component: extracellular region. The transcript has a single exon. Gene Ontology annotation, biological process: RNA catabolic process. The record is from RefSeq and is a predicted model, not a curated record. NCBI's taxonomy places the organism in Eukaryota, Fungi, Ascomycota, Dipodascomycetes, Dipodascales, Trichomonascaceae.